AUAAACAAACACAGAAAGACGAAAAACAGACAAACCUGCGAACACUGAGGCUUACUGCGCAGACGCAAAGAUCGCUGACAAACUUGUGGAAAAACAAACAUGAGUCACGUCGACGUGAAAAACAUGAAGCCCACCAAGUUUGAGGACGAGUACUACGACGAGUACGAGUACUAUAACCUGACGGAUAAAUACGCAGAAGGUUCGGCUCGGAAGGGCAGGACAAAGAAGGAGGCCAGCGACAACACCAACAGACACAACCCCGCAGGACAUGAGCGCAAGAUCGUGGAGAAGCUCCAGAACAGCGAGAAGAAAGCCAAGGAGUGAAUAUUGAGGGAAUCUCGGACGGCUCAUCCCGGAAACCGACCAUGGCGUCCUUGGCGACAGAACGACACGUGCAGAUGGCAGGAGCGUCUGAGCUCCGAUGGGCCCGCAGGUGUUGGAGAGCUCUCACCUGAGGCGGCGUGCCCCUGGGUCCCCGCUUGGACCGCGACCGCGCACCGAGACUGCGGUGGCGGCAAAUGGCUCAUUCUUAAGGAUGUUUUUUAAAACUUGUUUUUACGAUUAAAGACUUCUUAAACUGAAA
Pelmatolapia mariae (spotted tilapia) is the source of this 583-nucleotide messenger RNA. RefSeq names its product nuclear protein 1b (gene nupr1b). Bases 100 to 324 code for a protein of 74 amino acids. Gene Ontology annotation, biological process: regulation of transcription by RNA polymerase II; negative regulation of cell cycle; negative regulation of cell population proliferation. Gene Ontology annotation, cellular component: nucleus. NCBI's taxonomy places the organism in Eukaryota, Metazoa, Chordata, Actinopteri, Cichliformes, Cichlidae. The record is from RefSeq and is a predicted model, not a curated record. The transcript has 3 exons.